Sus scrofa (pig) is the source of this 1152-nucleotide messenger RNA. RefSeq names its product ventral anterior homeobox 2 (gene VAX2). Gene Ontology annotation, cellular component: nucleus. Gene Ontology annotation, molecular function: DNA-binding transcription factor activity, RNA polymerase II-specific; RNA polymerase II cis-regulatory region sequence-specific DNA binding. Gene Ontology annotation, biological process: brain development; regulation of transcription by RNA polymerase II; central nervous system development. Lineage: Eukaryota; Metazoa; Chordata; Mammalia; Artiodactyla; Suidae. The record is from RefSeq and is a predicted model, not a curated record.
GGGAGGCGCUGGCUCCGCCAGCCCAAGCUGGCCGGGCGGUGGCAAAGGAGGCGGUGGCGGUAGGCAUGGGCGAUGGGGGCGCCGAGCGCGACCGCGGCCCCGCACGCCGGGAGUCACGCGGCGGGCGAGGCGGGGACCGCGGAGGAGCGGAGGACUCGAGCACUGAUGCCGGCCGCCGCAGCCCCAGAGAAAUUGCUGGGACCUCCGCCUCCAGCCCCGCGGGCUCCAGGGAGAGCGGCGCCGACAGCGACGGACAGCCUGGGCUCGGCGAGGCAGACCACUGCCGCCGCAUCCUGGUACGAGACGCCAAAGGAACCAUCCGGGAAAUUGUCCUGCCCAAGGGUCUGGACCUGGACCGGCCCAAGCGGACCCGCACAUCCUUCACGGCCGAGCAGCUGUACCGCCUGGAGAUGGAGUUCCAGCGCUGCCAGUACGUGGUGGGCCGUGAGCGCACUGAGCUGGCCCGUCAGCUGAACCUCUCCGAGACCCAGGUGAAGGUCUGGUUCCAGAACCGCCGCACCAAGCAGAAGAAAGACCAGAGCAGAGACCUGGAGAAGCGGGCGUCCUCCUCCGCCUCCAAGGCCUUCGCCACCUCCAACAUCCUGCGGCUGCUGGAGCAGGGCCGGCUGCUGUCCGUGCCCAGGGCCCCCAGCCUCCUGGCGCUGACCCCCGGCCCCCCGGGCCUGCCUGCCGGCCACAGGGGCACCUCCUUGGGUGACCCCAGGAACUCCUCCCCGCACCUCAACCCGCUGACCUCGGCCUCGGCGUCGCCUCCGCUGCCGCCCCCCCCGCCGGCCCUCUGCUUUUCCUCGGCCCCGCUCCUGGACCUGCCUGCCGUCUACGAACUGGGCUCCUCGGCCUUCGAGCCCUACAGCCGGCUGGAUCGGAGAGUCGGUAGCCCCGGCGGCGGCGGCAAGAAGGCUAACGCCUAGGCCUCCACCCCUGUGUGACACUGAGUCCCCGAGCACAGCAUCACCCCUGCCUCCCGGGCCGGAGAACAGGCAGGGCAGCCACACUCCCGGCCCCACCUCCCCCCAGCUCAGAGACUCUCCGAGGGACGGCGUCCGUCCCGCAGCUUGUGUGCGUGAGUGCAGUGUGCGCGCGCGUGUGCCUCUCACUGAAAUAAAAGGAAAACAAUGACAAGAAGGGAAA